UUUUGGCAACAGCUGAGCGAAAAAUCCUGCAGACAGUCCUCCACCGGUGCGGCACCAUGUGCGGAUACUUGAAAAUGGACGACGCGACGGAAACACGACACCGGAACCUACUCACAGGCGCGUGGAAAGGCAGCGCAGAAAGAGUAGAGUUGCAAAGUAUAGGAGCCGGAACUACACGAGGGCACCUGUAAAGAUUUAUCUCACAGCGCUGUUUAGAGAUCGGUGAAGAGCGCAGCAGCGUGAGAACUGCUCAGAAGGAAGGAAAAGGAAACGACGCACCGGUAGAUCUGAAACGGUUUCCCGCGAGACGUACGUUUAGUAAAGUACAUGAAAAAAAACGACAGUAGAUGUUUAGGUAGCUGCGCCAGUUUGGUCUUUACUGUAUAAUUUAGCUUCUAACCCCUGGGGGGUUAUUUUCACACGCCUUGGCACCAUGGACAGAGAAUGUGUGCCACUGCUGCCCCGGGUCUGUGAGGUGCUGGCGGCCUCAGGGAGCUCGCUGCCCGAUGACACCAGCCUGGAGAAACUGCUAGACUGGUUCACAGUGCUCACUGAGGCUGGGGAAUGUCUGCUGGAGGCCUGUCCGUGUCUGCUUGAGUUCAUAUCUACCGUGAUUCAGGACACAGCUUCAGCCCCGAGUGUCCUCUCCUUCACGCUCAGACUCACCGGUUUAUUGGCCGCUGCUGAGGAUGGCUUCAGAGUUCUUCAGGCAUGCUCAGUUCUGGAUCAGGUCUUCAGCUGUCAGCACUUGCAGGAAAUAGGGCUCUGGGAAGAUCCCUGUAUACGGAUUGGCUGGAUCCAGGGUUUAAGGACCAUGCUGCAGCAUCUAGAGGGUCUCAGUUUCUUUGUACAAGCAGAUUUCAUUGAGCCACUUCUGGAACUCCAGACUGACACAAGCCUGUUUGUUGCCUCAGCUGCCAAUCAAAUGCUCGCCCACAUCCUGCUCUUCUGUCAGCCUGCCUCAUCUGUAGGAUGCAGUGGCACAGAUAAGAAAGAAGAUGAUCAGAAUACAUGUGCCUCAGUCACAGUUGGAGAAAACUCAGCUGAUUCCAUGAAAAUAAACCAAGAUUGCACUCCUGUUGUCGUUGCAAUCUCAGAGUAUUUCAAGAGGGCGCUGGUGAUUCCGAAGGGAAGUACACAGGUUCAUCAGUGUAACCAGACCCUCAGACUGCUGGCCCUGCUCCUGCGCCAGACUAAGCCUCCUCUGCAGGACAAGUUGCUGCAGACAGUCACAGCUUCUCUGGAGGAACUGGUGAUGGCAGACUGCAGUCAACUCACACUGCCUCUGAUGGAUGUCAUUCUAGCUGCAUGCAGCUGCACCACUGAUGGACGCCUCCCAGACCAGCGUGUCACCCGUUUUUUAACAUUCAUGUUGAACGUCAGGAAACCUGCUGACCUCGUUCAUGCUGCAGCUGCUUUUCUCCACAACGGCCAAUGCGACUGCGUCCACACAGCCCAGUCUGUGAGAUUACUCCUGCUACCCCUCGAUAUUAUAUCUGGCCUGAAUCUAAUAGGCACAAACGCUGCAGGUAACGCACUCAGAUGUACACGCUUAACAAAAAAUGUGUGUUAUGUAGCAUGUAUGUUAUGGAAUAUAUUUUCUAUGCCUGCAGCAGAUGAGCACAGGAUUUCAAUGACUGAGCAGCUGAAGAGUAAAACCUCCUGCAUCUCCAUAAUUGGCGUGUGUCUAACAAACACACCUCAGGUUGCUGUCAUGGAUCCCGACUGCCUCCCCUGUCCUCCGGUUUUAAUUGUUGCUGCAGUUCUGUCAUUACUGAGGUUCUGCAGUGGUGACUCGUCCUCCUCAUCCGCUGGCUGUAGUGAAGUUUUUCGGAAUGUCAUUGGCAGUGGGAAAGUUCAGAAAUGUGCUCUAGAGGCUCUGGCGGCUCUCAGUAACAGUCCAGGAGUGAAAGUCCAGCUCACUGACGUGUUCACACUUCUGAUACACUGUCUGGACAGUCCUGAUUCUGAUCCCACGGUGCUACAUAAGUCCUACCAGGCCUUGGUAAAGUGGAUGAGUGUUUGCACAGACAUCUCCUCUAUAAAAGAUCAGCUCAGACAAGAUCUCAUCCAGGUGGUGAAGAAGCGUGCGUGUGACAUGCGCUGGGAGGUGCGAGACUCAACGGUGGAGUUUCUGGGACACCUGGCAGGGGUGCGUGUCUGCCACACAUCAUCCGAGGAGGCGUGUGGUGCGUCUGAGGCUCUGCUGGGUGGCUGCUGCUGUACCACUCCUCUCCUCAGGGAGGCUCUGCAGGAUCCAGAGAGUUAUGUGAGAGCUAGUGCUAUCAAAGCACUGGCACAGACAGUGAUAAGCAGCUGGCAGGAGAGGGCAGCACCCGCACAGGAGCAGGCUGAAAUAGUGACCCGGCUGCUUGAGAUUCUCUCCCAGGACACAGAAGGAUUUGCCAGGAGGGCUGUUGUACAGUUCUUCAUCGCCUGGUUCUCUUCACAUUCGUCACACACGCCUCCAUCAUCGCCUACCUCCUCCUCCUGCUCUCUCCUCAUGCAGUCUGUACGCUCCGUCCUCUCACGAGGCAGUGCCGAUCUGGACUGGGAGGUCAAAGUUCACACGUUGGAGCUGGCGGAGCUGCUGCUGGAUAAAGCCUUUUCAGGCCACCUGGGUUACACUAAGGGCUCAGACACACAUCCGGCCCAACCGCACCCGUACGCUGCGAUUCCUGACCGAACCUACGCGCUUCACACACACACAGAGAAGCACACACAGGAUGUGGAGUCAGAUUUAGUCGGGGUGUUGAACAGUCUGGUUGAGCAGGGAGUCAUCUCUGCAUUGCUGAGCGGUCUGGUUGAUUGUGAUAGGCCUGUAGGUUUGAAGGCCUGUAGGCUGCUGAUAACACUCAGAGAGGCAGUUUGUCCACCAUCGCAAGGGGACCUGGAUGUAACUGCUGCCACGGCGCCAGUCUCCAGAGUGUCUUGUGAGCUGCCCGGAGCAGGUUGGGCACAAGAGAUUAGAAAGAUACUGGGUGUAAAGAAUGAAGCUCAUACUCAGACAAAUUUAAAAAGAGCCAAUGUCGCCUAUUCUGAAGACUGUGGCGAGAAAGGAGUGAGUGCUGCAAGUCAUGCUGAGCGUGUCAGUUUGUGUGAAGUGUUGGGGUCUCUGGGUUUGGAUGAGAGGCUGGACAUCCUCACUAGAAGCAGUGACCACGUGCACAACUCUCCCCUCUCUCUACUGCAGGACAUACUGACUGCAAGCACCCCUCACACUCAUGCAAACACACAAACAGGGCAAGAGGUUAUAGUGGACUGCUACUAAGACACACAGACACGCACAGUACCAUUAAAUUAAGUUGUAUUUCCCUUCAUGUUGGUUGAAUCCAAGAGGAGUCACACCAAUUGUGCUGUUUGUUUUGGCUUGGUCAUUGGAACCCAUGUUUUGUGACUCCACUCACAUGCAAAAUCAUCUCCCUGUGAACCUCUACACCAUUUCUUGGACUCCUGUUAUGCAUCACUCCCAGGAUGACCCAGCUUUGAUGUCCAGAGUCAGACUCAGAGAAGUCAUAGACCAAACAUCAGGUGUUUUUUAGUGGAGUCUCCCAAGCUCCAAAGGUGGCGCUGUAGGUGAGAACCAAUACCAGGAGAAUGGUUCUUGGUUUUUGACACUCUUGUGAAUUUGUCCCCAGUGCUCAGACUGUCAGUGCUGAGUUGGGGACUUUUUAAAUGCCCGGACAGGCUAUCAGAGGAGAGAAAAGCCCAAUUUUUAAUAAGCAUAAAGCUGAUCUGAAACCAAAGAAGUGCCAUAUAAAAAUAUAAUUGUAGUCACUCACAUUAGUUGAAUGUAAA
Messenger RNA from Archocentrus centrarchus (flier cichlid), 3798 nucleotides. RefSeq names its product BRCA1-associated ATM activator 1 (gene brat1). NCBI's taxonomy places the organism in Eukaryota, Metazoa, Chordata, Actinopteri, Cichliformes, Cichlidae. The coding region runs from base 434 to 3271 and encodes 945 amino acids. Gene Ontology annotation, cellular component: nucleus. Gene Ontology annotation, biological process: cell population proliferation; DNA damage response; positive regulation of protein phosphorylation. The record is from RefSeq and is a predicted model, not a curated record. The transcript is spliced from 11 exons.